Messenger RNA from Pelagomonas calceolata, 612 nucleotides. Lineage: Eukaryota; Pelagophyceae; Pelagomonadales; Pelagomonadaceae. The record is from the annotation of a GenBank genome assembly.
CUAGUUGGCAUGGAUUAUGAUCGAGGAUUGAAGUCGCCAUAACUCGUUCACCAGGCAUUGACCUUGCAUAGCUAGAUACUCCAAGCAGUGCUGCGUCGAGUGAAGUCGUUACUGAAGCAAUGCUGUGGCGUUUAGCAGUUCUCACCACCGCUGCACAUGCGCUGGCGCCGAAGCGCUACCGCUUGCGGCCACGCAACGCCGUCGAUCCCAUUAGACCUGAAAUAGGAAGCCCGGCGCCGCUCGUCAUCAAUGCUCUGGUUGCGAUGGAGCGCGGCGCGUCCGCGCGGGCCGCGGACGCGCCGGAGAUUGCUGUGGCGGUGCAGGAGAUGAGGCCGAAGCUGCAAGAAGUGCUCGUGAGCACGUGCGCCGACGAGCCGUGGAUCGCCAAGUACAAGGAGGAGGGCCGCUUCGGACUACCGCUGAGUGACGUGGACCCGUUGGUCACGAUGCAGCGCAACGAGUGCCUCCUCGCCCUGUAUUUGUUGGCGCGGCACCCCGACGGCGUCUCCGUUGAUGACGGCGCGCCUCUCUUAAAAGCGGAGGACUUCCUGGAUCAAGAUAGACUUGACGUCGUGAUGGCGGGAGCGUUGGACUUGGACCUGUAACAGUUAC